Messenger RNA from Phragmites australis (common reed), 1305 nucleotides. RefSeq names its product universal stress protein PHOS32-like. The transcript is spliced from 3 exons. The record is from RefSeq and is a predicted model, not a curated record. Bases 197 to 1000 code for a protein of 267 amino acids. NCBI's taxonomy places the organism in Eukaryota, Viridiplantae, Streptophyta, Magnoliopsida, Poales, Poaceae.
CCGGUCGUCCUGACCCGUGACAAGUUUAUCCUCCCCUUCGACUUCCACUCGACGCCUUCGCUUCUUCCAUUUCUUCCAGUAUCUUCUCCCAGUCUCCCACUCCCCACGAAGCAAUUCCCAAAGCGAGCGAGCGAGCGAUCCCCUCCCCUCGCGAUCGCCCCGUACGCACCGGAAGCCGCAGAAGAUCCCGCCCGGGAUGCAGAACCCGGUGAGCCCCUCCGUUGACCUGCCGCUGGCGGCGCCGCCGCCGGUGAAGGCGCCGACCCCGCGCCCCCCUUUGCCGGCGUCCCUGCAGCCCGGAUCCCCUGGCGUCUUCUUCAGUGCGGCCGCGGCCGCCGUCCCCUCGGGCUCCUCCCACCGCCGCAUCGCCAUCGCCGUCGACCUCUCCGACGAGUCCGCCUACACCGUCCAGUGGGCCGUCGCCAACUACCUCCGCCCCGGGGACGCCGUCAUCCUCCUCCACGUGCGCCCCACCUCGGUGCUCUACGGCGCCGACUGGGGCGCCGUCGUCGUCUCCCUCCCCGCCGCCAACGCUAACCCUAGCACAGGAGAGGGCGAGGACGGCGACGACGCCGAGGCCGCCGCGCGCAGGCUGGAGGACGACUUCGACGCCUUCACCGCCUCCAAGGCCGACGACCUGGCCAGGCCGCUCAAGGACGCGGACAUCCCCUACAAGAUCCACAUCGUCAAGGAUCACGACAUGAAGGAGCGGCUCUGCCUCGAGGUUGAGAGGCUUGGGCUCAGCGCGGUCAUCAUGGGGAGCAAAGGGAUUGGCGCCUCGCGGAGGACCAGCAAGGGGAGGCUCGGGAGCGUUAGUGACUACUGCGUGCACCACUGUGUUUGCCCCGUGGUGGUGGUGCGUUUCCCUGAUGACGGUGUGGCAGAGGGUGGUGAGGCCGGUGGUGUGCAGACAGCGGUUGGUGCAGAGGAGGUGCUGCACCCUGUGCCGGAGGAGGAGACCGAGUACCAUGAUGCUACUGAGGAGCACAAGGAUACUUGAUCGGAUAUGUAUCGUGAAGCCCCCUUGGAUACAGCAUGUAAAGAUUCUAGCAGUCAACUGUUGCCCGGGUGCUAGGUGUGGUUUCUACUGAGGACAUCUGGUGUUUGUUGAACUUUCGUUGCUCAUGUCUAUCUAUGAUUUCUCCUUGUUGUAUCUUCAGUUGCCUUUUCUCCUUAGUACUUUCUUCAAAUCUACUGUUUCUGACGAAAGUUACAGUUUGACUACUUUUAGAACCAAGUACAUCACCUCGGCAAUAUUUUUCUUUUGCUUUGCUUUAUUUUAAAUAAAAGUAACUUUGUGGUAUA